Messenger RNA from Chroicocephalus ridibundus (black-headed gull), 2594 nucleotides. RefSeq names its product heat shock protein family B (small) member 3 (gene HSPB3). Bases 121 to 570 code for a protein of 149 amino acids. The record is from RefSeq and is a predicted model, not a curated record. The transcript has a single exon. NCBI's taxonomy places the organism in Eukaryota, Metazoa, Chordata, Aves, Charadriiformes, Laridae. Gene Ontology annotation, cellular component: nuclear speck; cytoplasm.
GGUGACAUCAAGGGACAAACCAGUCUGAGGGUAAGGCAUACAGCUAGGAAGAGUCUGCUCUGACUCUGCAGCUUCCCCAGAGCCACAACAGGAGCAGCCACUUCUCGUUCUGCCUCAGCGAUGGCAGAAGCCGUGAUAAGGCACUGGGUGGAAACUCCCGUACGCUAUCAAGAGCAGUUUGCCCUCCAAGAGCUGGAAGCACACAAACUGGACCACUUUUUAUACGCUUUGCCGGGCCCUUCUACAGCUGUGCUGGGCAGCAGAAGGUGCACCACAGAAGGUACAGCUGGCGACGGGCAGAGCAGCCAGGAGGAGGAAAACACACGCUUUCAGGUCUUGCUGGACGUUGUGCAGUUCCGCCCCGAAGACAUCAUUAUUCAGACUUUCGAAGGCUGGCUCCUGAUCAAAGCUCAGCAUGGACCCAGGAUGGACGAGCAUGGUUUCGUAUCCAGAAGCUUUACCAGACAAUACAAAUUACCAGAGGGAGUGGAGAACAAAGACUUGUCUGCGCUUUUCUGCCAUGAUGGCAUUUUGGUUGUUGAAAUGAAGAACUCAGUGGGAAAAAAUUAGAAUCUUGUCCAUAGUUUAUUGGUGAGAUAAAAUCAUUCUUAAUAUAACAAAAUAAUAUCAUUCAAGCAAUGCUGUAGAGUGUAGUAAGCAUGUGGCUGUAUUUACGUUACAGUAAAGGAAAAUCUUUGUACAUAUUUUUCAGUAUACCGAGUUUAUUGUUUGAUGUAAAAUGUUAGACUGCUUGCCUCCAGCUACGUAUGUGUUGGAAAUCCAGGCCUUUUGAACAGUAGAAAAUUUAGGGUAGUCACAGCAAGAGAAAAAAAAAUAUCUGUUCGAUAACAUAUUGAAAAUAUAGCACGUUUAUGUGUUCAGUAGGAGGAGUUGUAUUUCUAAGGAAUAAGAAUUUGUCAUACAUAGUCAUAAUCACUAAAGAAACAAUAGGCAGGUGAUGAGUCUUUUGGAAAUUUGAUUUAUGUAUUAAAACAUCUGUUUUAUAAUUUUUGAGAUUACAUUCUUUUUCCUUAGGCUCUGUAAAAGCACACAAACUGAAGGACACUAUCGAGAAAAAACCAACUAUUUCCACAGUUUAAGCUUUUGUACAAAAACAGCCGUGAGAGAUUACUUUUUAGAAGUGUGUUGCAUGUUUGAAACUAUAAGAAAAAUGAAUAAUCACUGACUAUAUUUGCUUGAAAACACAGUAAGUAGAAAUGAUACUUUCUGUCAAAGACAUUAAUUUGGAAGAAAACAUUGAAAGACAUUUAGAAAAUUGGUUUUGUUUAACAUAUUCUAUAGACUAGCAACCAAAGAAAAAAUAUAUUGCUUACAGAUAAUCAAAAGGAUAAAAUUCUUCCUUGUGAAGCCCUGGUAAUAAAAGGGCAUUAGUCUAGCACAGACGCCUUUAUUCUUGUGCUUUUUAGGUAGUCUUGUUGUUCAAUCAGAUGAAUUUUUUAUUCUUCAUGUUUAGGCAUGAGACAGUUUAGGCUGAGAUCCCACAACUGUGUCUUAGAGAGCAAAUUUUUCUGCCUAUGUAUAGUCCCACUCUCCGCAUGUGAAUGUGGGCUGUACAUUAAUCUAAUUUUAAGUGCAGAGGUUCUUACUACAGACACAGGUUUAAUUUCUAUCUGUGUCUCUCAUUUCAUGAGAGCAGUAGAGAUGAAAAAAAACCCACCCACCAUAUCUAGUAUAUAACAUUAAAAAAAAAUACGCUGUAAGUGAGUUUGUAAAUACUCAAACAUUUGAGGAGAUCUGCAGCUGCAAGUCGAACUGCCUCCUUUUAUGUGUACUGGAGAUGAAUAUGACUGCUGUGCUAUGAAUAGUAAAGGAAUGUGGAAUGGAAAGUGCCAAGUUAAAUACAGACUCUUUAUGAUAGCCAUCUGCUGUUUGGACAAAUCAAAACCAAAUUCAAAUGAAACUGAAUACAAAUACAAUUUUAAGAACAUGAGAAAAAUCUGAUGGGCAAAACCCAGGCUCUCAGUAGCUGAAGCCAGAGAGUUCCUUUAGCUGAAAAAGAAAGCCCUGCGCUUGUACAUCUGCACACGACCAUUCAUUAGAAAGAUUUAUAUUAUGGUUGUUUAGACUUCAAGAUACUUGAAGCAAUUGACUUUAGAAAAGUGGGUACUCCAAUUCUUGCAUUUUAUUUAUUAUUUGUGCUAAAACUCUGAAGAAAUUUGUACAAGAAAUGGAGAAUAAGGUCUGGAUUGUCAAUUUCCAUUGUAUGCAAUUAUUUUAUUUUUUCAAAAGAGCAGAAGUCAAGAAUCUAAUGUUUUCUAACAAACAAAACCAAAUAUAAAACAUACGUCCCUACAUUUCCACUCAACCCAUAGUUUUCUCUCAUGUUGCCUGUGUUUAAUUUGUUCAAUUUGGUUCAAGAUAAUAAACAGUCACGCUAGAAAAUCAGUUGUAGAUUUUCAACAGUUUUAGGUCAAGAAGCUUCCUCAACCAGCAAUCUGACGGAACACACAAUUUUCAUUUGCAUGUUUGCAAUUCAUUUAAAAAAUGAAUUCUAGAUAGAGGUCUGGGUUUAAAUCUUACACACCAACUUUAUAAGAAAGGUCACAGGUUUAGACCCAUGCUUUCCACAUCAC